This is a messenger RNA of Cricetulus griseus (Chinese hamster), 3850 nucleotides long. The record is from RefSeq and is a predicted model, not a curated record. Lineage: Eukaryota; Metazoa; Chordata; Mammalia; Rodentia; Cricetidae.
AGCAACCGUGUGCGACGCAAGUUCCGGACCGGGCUUCAGCGUCCUCGCCUCACGCCUCUCUCUGUUCUCGCCUAGCUGCGGGCUGUCUCCCGACAGUGGCUCUUCUGCCCUGAGCUUUCGCAGGGCGCCCCUUCCUCGCCUCAGUGGCCGCACCGUUCUCUCGUGAAGCACUGCCCCCAGCUCCAUGAAUGGAAAUCGGCUCCGCAGGACCCAUUGGGGCCCAGCCCCUACUCAUAGUGCCCAGAAGACCUGGAUAUGGCACUAUGGGCAAACCCAUUAAACUGCUGGCUAAUUGUUUUCAAGUUGAAAUCCCAAAGAUUGAUGUCUACCUCUAUGAGGUAGAUAUUAAACCAGACAAGUGUCCUAGGAGAGUGAACAGAGAAGUAGUUGACUCAAUGGUUCAGCAUUUUAAAGUGACUAUAUUUGGAGAUCGUAGACCAGUUUAUGAUGGGAAAAGAAGCCUUUACACAGCCAAUCCACUUCCUGUGGCAACUACUGGGGUAGAUUUAGAUGUUACAUUGCCUGGGGAAGGUGGAAAAGAUCGGCCUUUCAAGGUGUCAGUCAAAUUUGUAUCUCGAGUAAGUUGGCACCUACUACAUGAAGUGCUGACGGGACGGACUUUGCCGGAGCCACUGGAAUUAGACAAGCCAAUCAGCACUAACCCGGUCCAUGCCGUUGAUGUGGUGCUACGACAUUUGCCUUCCAUGAAAUAUACGCCAGUGGGACGUUCCUUUUUCUCAGCUCCAGAAGGAUAUGACCACCCUCUGGGUGGGGGCAGGGAAGUAUGGUUUGGAUUCCAUCAGUCUGUUCGGCCUGCCAUGUGGAAAAUGAUGCUAAAUAUUGAUGUUUCUGCCACUGCCUUCUACAAAGCACAACCUGUAAUUCAGUUCAUGUGUGAAGUUCUUGACAUUCAUAACAUUGAUGAGCAACCCAGACCUCUGACUGAUUCUCAUCGGGUAAAAUUCACUAAGGAGAUAAAAGGUCUGAAGGUUGAAGUGACUCAUUGUGGAACAAUGAGACGGAAAUACCGUGUUUGUAAUGUAACAAGAAGGCCUGCCAGCCAUCAAACCUUUCCUUUACAGUUAGAAAAUGGCCAGACUGUGGAGAGAACUGUAGCCCAGUAUUUCAGAGAAAAGUACGCUCUUCAGCUGAAGUACCCUCACCUUCCCUGUCUGCAAGUGGGGCAGGAGCAGAAGCAUACGUACCUGCCGCUAGAAGUCUGCAAUAUUGUGGCUGGGCAACGGUGUAUCAAGAAACUAACAGACAAUCAGACUUCUACCAUGAUUAAGGCAACAGCAAGAUCUGCACCAGAUAGACAAGAGGAAAUUAGCAGAUUGGUAAGAAGUGCAAACUAUGAAACAGAUCCAUUCGUUCAGGAGUUUCAAUUUAAAGUGCGGGAUGAAAUGGCUCAUGUAACCGGACGUGUCCUUCCAGCACCUAUGCUCCAGUAUGGAGGACGGAACCGGACAGUGGCAACACCGAGCCACGGUGUGUGGGACAUGCGAGGAAAACAAUUCCACACAGGAGUUGAAAUCAAAAUGUGGGCCAUAGCCUGUUUUGCCACACAGAGGCAGUGCAGAGAGGAAAUACUGAAAGGUUUCACGGACCAGCUUCGAAAGAUUUCCAAGGAUGCAGGGAUGCCUAUCCAAGGCCAGCCAUGCUUCUGCAAAUAUGCACAGGGAGCAGACAGUGUGGAGCCCAUGUUCCGACAUCUUAAGAAUACAUAUUCAGGACUGCAGCUCAUUAUCGUCAUCCUGCCAGGAAAGACACCUGUGUAUGCGGAGGUGAAGCGUGUAGGAGAUACACUUUUGGGUAUGGCCACACAGUGUGUGCAAGUCAAGAAUGUAAUAAAAACAUCUCCUCAAACUCUAUCAAAUUUGUGCCUAAAGAUCAAUGUUAAACUUGGAGGAAUCAAUAAUAUUCUUGUACCUCAUCAAAGACCUUCUGUGUUCCAGCAACCAGUGAUCUUCCUGGGCGCAGAUGUCACUCACCCACCUGCUGGUGAUGGGAAGAAGCCCUCCAUUGCUGCUGUUGUAGGUAGUAUGGAUGCCCAUCCAAGCAGAUACUGUGCCACAGUAAGAGUUCAGAGACCCCGGCAGGAAAUCAUCCAGGACUUGGCCUCCAUGGUCCGGGAACUGCUCAUCCAAUUUUAUAAGUCAACCCGAUUCAAACCUACUCGCAUUAUCUUUUAUCGGGAUGGUGUUUCAGAAGGACAAUUUAGACAGGUAUUAUACUACGAGCUACUGGCAAUUCGAGAAGCCUGUAUCAGUUUGGAAAAAGACUAUCAACCUGGAAUAACCUACAUUGUAGUUCAGAAGAGACAUCAUACACGAUUGUUUUGUGCUGACAGAACAGAAAGGGUUGGGAGAAGUGGCAACAUCCCAGCUGGUACCACAGUUGACACCGACAUUACUCACCCGUAUGAGUUUGACUUCUAUCUCUGUAGCCAUGCUGGAAUACAGGGAACCAGCCGUCCUUCACACUAUCACGUCUUGUGGGAUGACAACUGUUUCACUGCAGAUGAACUUCAGCUGCUGACUUACCAGCUCUGUCACACCUACGUGAGGUGCACACGCUCUGUCUCCAUUCCUGCCCCUGCAUAUUAUGCCCACCUGGUGGCAUUCAGAGCCAGAUAUCACCUUGUGGACAAGGAACAUGACAGUGCUGAAGGCAGCCACGUUUCAGGACAGAGCAAUGGGCGAGAUCCACAGGCUCUUGCAAAGGCUGUACAAAUCCACCAAGAUACCUUACGCACAAUGUACUUCGCUUAACAAGUCCACAUGCAUUCUUUGGGAGGAAGAGCUGAAAGGCAGAUCAACAACAGUGUGUGUUUGCAGUGGAGUCAGCUCACUGGGGAUGCUCCGGCCAUCCCGAAGCCAACACUGUAAGGGUUGGUCCUGUUGAUCCAUGGAAAAUUGUUUACUUUGUCAAGGAACAAAGUACCAUUGUGCACUCGGGAACCAGCCAGCUGCUUUUUUGCAGUCUCCCGUAGGAAGCAUUGCAGUUGUUUAUUUUCACUUCUUACAGUCUAACCCUUUUAAUGCCUUUACCUCAAGUUGCUUGGCAGCACAAAUACCUUUGCAAAAAAGAAAAAGUGAAUGAUGGUUUAAAAACACACACCUACAUGAAUAAUGAUUGUUCAGUUACAUGUGCAGAAAACAAUGUGCACUCCUCUGUUUUUAUAAAGGGGUGUGUAUUUAAAUACACACAGGUAUACUUCACGUGCAUAUAUGUCUCCAUCUAGACUAACGAUAUGCAUGUGUCUGUGUGUAUAUUUUAUAGUUCAUUCCACUGGGGAACUUUCUUUUCCUGGCAUCCCUCUUUGUGCCACCGUCAUUUCCCCCCUACUUGCAUUCAGCGUCUACACUUCUGUCCCUAGUGCUACAAUCGACAGUCAUGCGUUCAUAUAUAUGAUUCAUUUGAAGUAAAGCAUGGCAAACUAGGUUUCUGUUUUUAUUUUAUGUACCCUACUCCUAGCUCCUAUCUCAUACACAUAGUUCUGGGUCCUUGCUCCUAAGGCCAUGUUUGCGAGUGUCUGCUCCUUCUUGCUCUGGAUUUCCCUUUGCCAUGUGUGCUCUGUCUAUAGAAACAGUGGCAACCCAAGUAUUCCUCUCUGUAGUGCGUGUGCUAAAGCUGCUAUAAGUACAAAACCUUGUCAGAAGUCCUUCAGAUCAGUGACAAAUAUUCUGAAGCCUCUGUAUGAGUUAUACCUGAAAAUCCCUUAAAGCUUUUAUAAAGGGUAAAUAUUUUUAAAAAUCUGAAACUCUAUAAGUAGGGAAAGAAAAGGAAUUAGGGGUUCUUGGUGUUUGCUAGUUUACUGACUACCCUCAUACCUUAAUGUGAAACAUAU